Molecule: messenger RNA, 942 nt
Organism: Alternaria burnsii
Lineage: Eukaryota; Fungi; Ascomycota; Dothideomycetes; Pleosporales; Pleosporaceae
Exons: 2
Coding region: 1-942 (313 amino acids)
Source: RefSeq, a predicted model, not a curated record
AUGGCUGAUAUCUACAGUUUAGCAGCGGGAGUGAUUGUUUGGCUGGGCAAAGACGACGCCAGCAGUAAGGUGACUAUGGAAACGUGCAUGAUCCUUGGUACCAAGGUUGAGGUUGAAUUCAACAGAGAGAAGAAACUGAGAAGCCUGAUUGAUGGCCCGGAUGAUGCUCAUUGGGUCGACAUGAGACAACCGCUUCCAUACGACUUCGCAACAUGGCAGGCGAUCCUAGAUUUUCUGCGCCGACCGUGGUUCCAUCGCCUCUGGAUUUGGCAAGAAAUAAGUCUAGCCAAAUCGAAUGCUGUCAUUAUGUGUGGCACCGACACGAUGCUAUGGAAACGACUCCGCACAUUGCUAGAUUGUAUUGUCUAUAAGCACUGCCUAAUUCCAUUUGUAGGCGAUGAGACUGAAGACGCAAGUGUGUUCGUGUCGAACGCGUAUAAUCUAGCAAGGGGCAUGGAAGUUUCGCUUUUGGAUCUGCUUGCAUAUAUGCGACGUGCUCAAUGUCACGAUCCACGAGACCGGGUAUACGGUAUCUACAGAUUAUCAUUCAAGAUUGGCACGGGAACAGACCUACGACCCGAUUACAGCAAGCCAAUAGUGGACGUGUACAUGGACCUUAUGAUGGCCUCAAUGCAGAAGUUGAAACGUCUUGACUUGUUGUCCCUAUGCAGAUACGAGGAAACGAGAGGAAAGUGGCCAUCCUGGAUACCUUGUCUCAUGGACUUGGAAAAGGGGCGUCACAUACCCUCGUUUGCGUCUGGGAAGUCAUGCUGUGAGGUAGAACUGCUGGAAAACAGGAUACUGCGGAUGACCGGAAUACGUCUGAGUCAAAUCACCAUGGUAGAUGAGUUUGAUGCGUCUUAUGAAAACACUCAAUCUGUGAUCCGACGGUGGGCGGAGAUAGCUACGUGCCCGGAUUCAGCAGCAAUGAAGGGUUCUUAG